UUUGUUAAAAUGGAUGUCCUUUAGCUGUAGCUCCCCUCCAGGCCAGAUGGUGGCGGUAACGCGCCCAAUAGCUGUUUCUCCAAACCUCCAGAAAACACUGAAAAAGACGCUGUUUUCUUUUAUGACUGCUGUUAUCUGACCAAGCUAAUAAUUUCUACGUUACAGUGUUUACGUUUUACUGUAGUCAGUAUAGAUUGAGUUAAAAAAUAAAAGCUUGUUGUUUUGUCUGAGUUUGAAGCUGUAAAACGCCGUACUGCUUUAAAACCUGAGCUGUUAUAAUGAGUUCAGCAGGAGACAGACAGCGCUCCUCCAGGAAGUCUCGGGCUCCUGAUCCUGCUCCCUCACAGCUUUCUGAGGAUGUGACAACAGUGACUUCAGCUGGAGGGACAUCAGGCUUAGAGGACCAGCAGAAUGAAGGAGUCUUUAUGAAGCUCACACUUGAAGGCGGUGUGAAGAAAGAGGAGUCGCUAGAGCUGAAUAUUUACAACCAUGGAAAUAACCUCAACAACACACCUGAAGUUAUCGCCAUAAAAGUGGAACAAGAUGACUCUGAAGACUACCUCUACUGUGAGGUUUGCAAAUCCUUUUUCUUCAACAAGUGUGAGGUUCACGGACCGCCCCUCUUCAUCCCUGAUACUCCUGUUCCCAUGGGAGUCCCUGACCGAGCCAGACAAACUCUUCCUCCCGGACUAGAGAUUCGGAAGUCCGGUAUUCCUGACGCAGGCCUGGGAGUGUUUAAUAAAGGGGAGACUGUUCCAGUAGGCACACACUUCGGACCCUACCAGGGAGAGCUGGUAGACAGAGAGGAAGCCAUGAACAGUGGCUACUCCUGGGUGAUAUACAGGAGCAGCCAGUGUCAGGAAUACAUAGAUGCCAAGAGAGAGACAUAUGCAAACUGGAUGAGGUAUGUGAAUUGUGCUCGUAAUGAUGAAGAGCAGAAUCUUGUGGCAUUUCAGUAUCAAGGGGGAAUUCUGUACCGUUGCUGUCAACCCAUUGACCCAGGACAGGAGCUCCUGGUGUGGUAUGAAGAGGAGUACACUAAAGAUCUUGGCCCUGCAUUUGAUUCCCUCUGGAACAAAAAGUGCUCUGCAAAUGAAGUAAACAACACUCCGUUGCAAGUCUUCUGCUGCUCCUUGUGCCAACUUUCCUACUCCUCUCAAAUUGACCUCCACAAACACAUCCGGAGAUGCCAUUACGAAGAGCAUGUAAGACUGCAGAAAUCAGAAGAGAUUAAACACAAGAUUCUGCCCAUAAAAGGCCAGAAAACCUCAUCUACCACUCUCUGCUCUAACACCGCUCACAAAAAAAUGCAGAAGGAAAUUCACCACUGUACAGAUUGUGGAAAGAGUUUUACUCAUCUGAGUGCUCUCAAAUCACACCAGCGCAAUCACACAGCAGAGAAGCCGUAUCACUGCUCACUGUGUGGAAAGAGUUUUACUUAUCAGAGUGGUCUCAGAACACACCAGCGCAUUCACACAGGAGAGAAGCCGUAUCACUGCUCAGAGUGUGGGAAGAGUUUUACGCAACAAGGUACUCUCCAGACACACCAGAGCAAUCACACAGGAGAGAAGCCGUAUCAUUGCUCACAAUGUGGGAAGAGUUUUGCAUACCAGAGCCAUCUUCAAAUACACCAGCGCAUUCACACAGGAGAGAAGCCAUAUUGCUGCUCACAGUGUGGGAGGAGGUUUAAUCAACAGAGUGCUCUCCAAAGACACCAGCGCCUUCACACACAACAAAAUCUGCAUCACUGCUCACAGUGUGGGAAGAGUUUUACUCAGCUGAGUAAUCUCCAACAACAUCAACGGAUUCACACAGGAGAGAAGCCAUUUAACUGCUCACAGUGUGGGAAGAGUUUUAAUCGACAGAAUCAUCUCCAUCGACAUCAUCGCAUUCACACUCAAGAAAAGCCGUAUCACUGCUCCCUAUGUCGGAAAAGUUUUGCUGAUGGAGGUAAUCUCAAAAGACACCAGCGUAUUCACACAGGAGAAAAACCGUAUCACUGCUCAGAUUGUGGGAAGAGCUUCACUGACCAAAGUACACUCCGACAACACCAGCGCAUUCACACAGGAGAAAAGCCGCAUCACUGCUCACAGUGUGGGAAGAGUUUUACUCACCUGAGUACUCUGCAAACACACCAGCUCAUUCACACAGGAGAGAAGCCGUAUCACUGCUCACAGUGUGGGAAGAGCUUUAAUCGACCGAGUGCUCUCCAACAACACCAGCGCAGUCACACAGGAGAGAAGGUGUAUCACUGCUCACAGUGUGGGAAUCGGUUCAGUGACCGAGGAACUCUUCAAGUCCACCAGCGCAUUCACACAAGAGAGAAGCCAUAUAACUGCUCACAGUGUGGGAAGAGUUUUAUUAUAGAAAGUGCUCUCCGACGACAUCAGCGUAUUCAUUCUGGAGAUAGGCUGUAUUACUGCUCACAGUGUGGACAGAGAUUCACUUAUUUAAGUAUGUUUAGAAACCAUGGGUGCAAUACCACAGAGCCAUUACAUGACCUGAAACCUGUUAUAAUGAGUUCAGCAGAAGACAGGCAGCAGUCUCAGGCUCCUGAUCCUGCUCCCUCACAGCUGUGUGAGGACGUGAAAACAGAGACUUCAGGUGGAGGAACAUCAGAUUCCGAGGACCAGCAGAAUGGAGGAGUCCAUAUGGAGCUCAGAUCUCGCAGUGUAAAGAAAGAGGAGACCCUUGAGCUGAGCAUCUACAACCAUAGAGACGACCUCAACAACACGCCUGAUGUUAUCUCCAUUAAAGAGGAAGAAGCUGACAAAGACUACCUCUACUGUGAGGUUUGCAAAUCCUUCUUCUUCAACAAGUGUGAGGUUCACGGACCGCCCCUCUUCAUCCCUGAUACUCCUGUUCCCAUGGGGAUCGCUGACCGAGCCAGACAAACUCUUCCUCCUGGACUAGAGAUUCGGAAGUCCGGUAUUCCUGACGCAGGCCUGGGAGUGUUUAAUAAGGGGGAGACUGUUCCAGUAGGCGCACACUUCGGACCCUACCAGGGAGAGCUGGUAGACAGAGAGGAAGCCAUGAACAGUGGAUACUCCUGGGUGAUAUACACUAGAAGCCAGUGCCAGGAAUACAUAGAUGCCAAGAGAGAAAUGUAUGCUAAUUGGAUGAGGUACGUGAAUUGUGCUCGUAAUGAUGAAGAGCAGAAUCUUUUGGCGUUUCAGUAUCGAGGUGGGAUUCUAUAUCGUUGCUGUCAACCCAUUAACCCGGGACAGGAGCUCUUGGUGGGGUAUGAAAAAGAGUAUGCCGAAGAUCUUGGCCCUACAUUUGACUCACUCUGGAGUAAAAAGUGCUCCAGAAAUGAAGUAAACAACGCUCUGUUGCAAGUCUUCUCCUGCUCCUUGUGUCCACUUUCCUAUACAUCUCAAAUAUAUCUCCAUAAACACAUCCAGAGAUGUCACUAUGAGGAAUAUGAGAUUGAAUGUAACAAAGGCUCUGUUAGUCACCAAACAUCACCUGGCACUCUCGACUCCAACGUCUCUGUCAAAGAAAUGCAGAAGGCAGUUCACCACUGCUCACAGUGUGGGAAAUGUUUUUCUUACCAGAGUCAUCUCCAAACACACCAGCGCAUUCACACAGGAGAGAAGCCAUAUCACUGCUCAGAGUGUAGGAAAAGUUUUUCUCAUCAGAGCGCUCUCCAACGACACCAGCGAAUUCACACAGGAGAGAAGCCGUAUCACUGCUCACAGUGUGGAAAGAGUUUUAAUCAACAGAGUACUCUCCAAACACACCAGCGCAUUCACACAGGAGAGAAACCGUAUCACUGCUCACAGUGUGGGAUGAGUUUUAAUCGACAGGGUGAUCUCCUACGACACCUGCGCAUUCACACAGGAGAGAAGCCCUAUCACUGUUCACAAUGUGGGAAGAGAUUUAAUCGACAAAGUACUCUGCAACAACACCAGCACAUUCACACAGGAAAGAAGCCCUAUCAGUGCUCAGAGUGUGGGAAGAGUUUUACUCACCAGAGUAAUCUCCAAAAACACCAGAGCAUUCACACAGGAGAGAAGCCGUAUUCAUGCUCAGAGUGUGGGAAGAGUUUUAAUCACCAGAGUAAGCUUCAAAAACACCAGCACCUUCACACUGGAGAGAAGCCAUAUCACUGCUCACAGUGUGGAAAGAGCUUUGCGGCCAAAUUUAAUCUCCAAACACACCAGCGCAAUCACACAGGAGAGAAGCCGUAUCACUGCUCACAGUGUGGGAAGAGUUUUACGUUCCAGAGUCAUCUCAGAAAACACCAGCGCAUUCACACUGGAGAGAAACCAUAUCACUGCUCACAGUGUGGGAAGAGAUUUCAUCAACAAAGUACUCUCAAAGUCCACCAGCGUAUUCACACAGGAGAGAAGCCGUAUCACUGCUCACUGUGUGGGAGGAGCUUUACUCACCAGUGUAAUCUCCGAAAACACCAGAGCAUUCACACAGGAGAGAAGGCAUAUCUUUGCUCACAUUGUGGGAGGAGCUUUACUCGAAAGGGUGAUCUACGAAAACACCAACGCAUUCACACAGGAGAGAAGCCGUAUCAGUGCUCAGAGUGUGGGAAAAGUUUUACACAACAAAGUACUCUCCAACGACAUCUGCGCAUUCACACUGGAGAGAAGCCGUAUCACUGCUCCCAGUGUGGGAAGAGUUUUACAGCCAAGGGUAAUCUCCAAACGCACCAGCGCAAUCACACAGGAGAGAAGCCGUAUCACUGCUCACAGUGUGGGAAAUUUUUCUCUUACCAGAGUCAUCUGAUAACACACCAGCGCAUUCACACAGGAGAGAAACCGUAUCAGUGCUCACAGUGUGGGAAAUGUUUUUCUUAUCAUAGUCAUCUCCAAACACACCAGCGCAUUCACACAGGAGAGAAGCCGUAUCACUGCUCACAGUGUGGGAAGAGUUUCACUUAUUCAAUUACAUUUAAGUCUCACAAGUGCAUUAAAAUAGAGCUGUUACAUAAUUUUUGUUUGUCAGAUUAAAUAUUAUUGUUUUGGCUUAAAAUGAUCUGUGUAAACUGUGGAUUUUUGUAUCCUAGCAGCUCUGACCAGUUUGGUCAUUCUCCCCUGAGCACUCUCAUCCACAAGGUGUUUCAACCUGCAGACCCUUCACUCACAGGAUGUUUUUUGUUUUUCGCACCAUUCUGUGUAAACUCUAGAGACUGUUGUGUGUGAAAUUCCCAGGGGAUCAGCAGUUUCUGAAAUACUCAAACCAGUCUUUCUGGCACGAACAACCAUGCCACGGUUAAAGUCUCAGAGAUCACACUUUUUCUACAUUCUGAUGUUUGAUGUGAAUAUUAACUGAAGCUCUUGACCUGUAUCUGCAUGAUUUUAUGCAUUGUGCUGCUUCCAAAUGAUUGGCUGAUUAGAUAACUGUAUGAUUGUGCAGGUGUCCUAAUAAAGUGGACGGUGAGUGAGGGUAUUCUUUGAGAAUUUUUCACGUAAGUCUGUCUUUUUUUUUUUUUUUUUUUUUUUUACCACAAUAACCCAUAUAUAUAAAUGUAAAUAUUGAUAAUGCAUGUUCAUAUUCGGUUAUUUGAUGCAGUCCACAGAAAAAGGAGCAUUUGGUACUACAAGGCAGCCUAGGUACAGUGUAGUGGAUAGAAAAGCAUCCAGAAUAUAAUGUGACGAGAAAGAAAGUGAAUCAUGCCUCCCUCCAGUACUACCAAUCAAAAGGGAUGUACAGCAAUAUCUGAGGAGGUUCAUCUAAUGGGCAGAGGCUAGAACAACAUGUUUGAAUGUCAAUAUUGGCCCACACACAUAAUAUACAAAGUGCAAUUUCAAAGACACAUACAAGCAUUCCAAACCCCACCAUUAAACUACCACACCAUAUGCAUAAACAGUGUUUGAGGCCUUGGCUCAGUCUUUGAACACCACAGCUGUGAUUUUUAGUUCCAAAAAAUGAUUCCAGUUUUAUCAGUUUUAGGAAGUCUAUUGGCAGUCAACAAAAGGAGGAGAGAAAGGAAAGGAAAUCCCAUUAUGGUGAAAUCCACUUUGGCUUUAGUCGGUAGCAUACUUAUUAUGUUUCUAAAAUUUUAAUUUUCAAAUAAUUCUGAGGACAUGUUAAUACUUUCUAAAUUUUUUUUAUGUAGCAGAGUCUUUUCAGAGUCUUCAGAGGAGGAAUGUCAUCAUCGGAUGCAGUGGACUACCAAAGUAGUAGUAGUAGUAGUAGUAAAAGUAUGUUUGCAGGCUGAGGCUUGAGCAUUUUGCAUAGGUUAGAUCUCCAUAAUAAAGGAUAGAUUGGUAAUUAAACUGCUCAAGGCUCUAAACAUAAAAUGUGAAGCAACCGAAAAAUUGGUUAAUCUGUUUAUUGGUUACAAUCUAGUAAUAGUCAAUAUACUUUUCAUCUUCAUCAGGUACUUCAUCAGGUACAGGUAUGUAUGUAAAAUAUGACGAUUAUUUAAGAGAUUAUAUGCACUCUUCUAUUUUAAGAAGUUUAAGAAAAAAAUUAAGAUGUUAAACAAAGUUUUAAAUCCUGCUGUUACACCACAUUUGUGCUAAGUCAUGGUGCACUGAAAUACAGCACCCAUGCAAAGUGUUUUAAACAAAGCUCUCACUCAGGAAAGUUCAGGAGCAAUUUGCAAGUCAUAGUCUGGCCUGGCUUUCUUUCACUCAAGUAAACAUAAUGCUCUUUUUUUUUAAAACAAUUCUGGGGAACAUUGUAAAAAAGUGAAGAAAAAAAACAUACGGAAAAAGUCUCAGGACGUUCAGACAAAAAUAAAUAUAGAAGAGAAAAAAUUGGUGCACUUUUAGUUAAAUGCCCAACAUUUGAUAAGAAUGAAAAAGCUUAUGACAGAACCUGUAAGCAAAGAUCAUAAAAUCAUUUACAUCAUUAAAUGAAGGUUGAACUCUGGGACAAAUUUAAAUAGAAAUAUACUACUCUACUUGAAUACCGAACUUUAAUACUGUUGAUUUUAAAUGUAAAAAUGCUGACUGUGGGAUCUACAUGAAGUGCAGUGUGCCCUUAGUUAUAGUUUUAUUUUCAUUUGUGCUACAAUACUUGGGAUUUUUAAGAAAGGCUUGUUAAGGUACAAGAAUUGAAGAAACUUCCUUAAACACUCACCAUCCACUUUAAUAGGAACACCUGUACAGCUGCUCAUUUAUGCAGUUAUCCGAUCAGCCAAUCAUGUGGCAGCAACACAAUGAAUAAAAUCAUGCGAUUGUUUGAGUUACUAUAUCCUUCAUGGCAGCUUGAACCAAUCUGGCCAGUUUCCUCUGACCUCUCUUAUCAACAAGGCGUUUCCAUCCACGGAACUGUCGCCCUCUCAUUGUGGUUUUUUUUUAAAAAUUUUUUAUGCCCCAUUCUGUGUAAACUCUAGAGACUGUUGUGUGUGAAAAUCCCACUAGAUCAGCAAUUUAUGAAAUAAUCCAACCAGCCCAUCUGUCACCAACAUCCAUGCCAUGAUCAAACUCACAGUGAUCACAGUUUUUCUUCAUUCUGAUGUGUGAUGUGAACAUUAACUGAAGCUCUUACAGAUGUUCCUAUUAAAGUGGAUGGUGAGUAUCUACACUGUAUUUCUUCCAACAGCACAUGCUACAGUAUUGCUCUACUGUACAGCCCUGAAAAGAACCUUUCAAAAAGGGAGCUCUACAGAUAUCAAAGGAGCACAGGGCAGGUGCUUGGGUGCACACAGGUCCCCUUCUGUAGACUACUUUGUUAUUUGACUUAUAUUUUAAUGUGCAAGGGUGAUAGGCAAGACACAAGGAAGUAUAACAAGAAACAAAGGAAAAAAAAGGCUAAGACUUUACAAUACAAAUGCGUAAAACUUUGCAAGUAGACAGGCAAACUAAUCAAUGGAUGAACCUUCGAAUAUCUGGACAGACUCAGGGAAGACAAGGCAGGACAGGGGUUUUUACUCAUCUUGGGCUGUAUUCAAGUUGAGUUAAUUGUGCAGUGAGGAGUGUGUCCAUUGGUUCAGUUCAUUUAUUAAGACUCAGCUCACCAUCUGCGUCUUCUUUAAAUAUUCACAGACUACUAGACAAACAUUGUACAAACAAAUAAGCUUUAACCAAGGACGUUCCAAGAAGACCUAUGAAUUUUUAACAACCUGGUAGACUUAGUACACCCAUGUAUUUUAACUGUGUAUGUUACUCGUAACAAGUUAAGCAUGCACUGCAUACCCUGUGUGUGUCUUUGUCAAGAUCUUGUUAAGUUCUACCUGGCUGUGACCACACCAUCUGACAACACACAACCAGCUUUCAUUCUCUUCUCACAAUACUACCCCGACCCUGUCAUGUAGGUUUCUCACAGGUCUGCCCCUGCGCACCAUCCGACCCCCCCAAAUGACGAAGAAUGCAGCUGGACGAAUUGUGUUCAACCUCCUCAAUUUCUCCAACAUCACCCCAUUGCUGUGUUCCCUCCACUGGCAUCCUUUAGCUGGAGAUUUAAAACACUGAUGCUCACCUACAAAGCCAAAAAAAAACAGAGCAGCUCUCACCUACCUUAAAGCACCUUAACGGAGCUCUGCACCACACUCCCUCCGAGUCUCUGGCACUGCUUGACCCACCAUCUCUCAGGGUACGAAUAAAAUCUUCAUCAAUGCCUUUGCCUUUGCACCCAGGUGGAGGAAUGAACUUCCCCUGGCUGUCCGAACAGCUGUAAGUGUGUUUAUUGUAACUGAUUCAAUAAUGUCCUCUAUUUAAAUCGAUAAUGCAUAUAAAACAGUAUACGACCAUUUGUGACAUAAACCCACAGAAAAUCACUCAUCUUAAGUUUCUUGCCAUCGGAUAUGAGAGUUUUAUCACAGAGGAGACAAAAAAUUAACAUUGCAACCAUCUGGAUAGAGCUCUAGACACAUGGGUUUCCAUUUAAUAUGUCACCAGUACACACUGCCUUGCUAGCAUUAGUUAAAUAUAAAUAUUUAAAGAAUGAUAUUUGCAGUAAUGAAGAGAAAUGGAUUGAUUUAGCUACAGUUUAAGUCAGAGAAUAAACAUUACACCCAAAGCCUAGUUUUAAAAUGAGUUGUGCAAGACUUGUAUGUCGACUUGCUAGAACUUAUAAUUUAUAUAUCCAAACUGUUAAAAUAACAUAAGAAUUGUAGUUCCGAGUGUGCAAACUAUACAGAAUUUUCUCCCCACUUCACUAUAAUGGGCUAAUUAGCGUGUUGAAAUAAAACUAUCUUAGAUUUGUGUCAAAAUAAUGUUAAAAAUAAAACAGUCAGCCGUGCUGCAGGUUCCCGAACCUGUACCGAUGAGGCCGUAUCCAUGGUUACAGUUCAGAUUGAUAGCUCAUCUUUGUGCUGUAUUAGUCUAAUAAUCAAAACUGAAUGGAAUCCUUCUUUCUCAAAUUAUACACUAAAGACAGCUUGAUAAACAUUUCCAGUCCUCCAUUUUUUUCUGUUGUGCCUCGUCCAUGUCAGAUUUCCAUACACUCUGUUUUGUAAAGUAGGGAAAGUAGUAGGAGGUGGUUUACAAUAAGUCGACAAGUCUAAAAGAAGAUAAAUAGCAACUCAGUUUUUUUUUCAAUACUGCAGAAAGUCUCUGAAGGACACUGAGAUCUAUAAAAGCUACAACACUGAUAGUUUACCUCCUUCACAUUUCAGGUAUGAUUCAAUAUUUUACUUCGAUACUUCAGUUAUUUCCUAACACUUAAGAAUGGGAAAUGUUUUGCAGAACUUGACAUGUGGGAUAAUUUAUACCUUUAGUAUAUUUGUUUUCUUUGUAGCAGGGCUGCGCAGACAUCUUUACACUGGCAGUUAAAAAGAGACUCAUGGAUCGAGGUUUUAGAAACACAGACUACAGCAUAAGAAUCAGAACCACUGAUAA
Pangasianodon hypophthalmus (striped catfish) is the source of this 9749-nucleotide messenger RNA. Its product is annotated as zinc finger protein 850. Gene Ontology annotation, molecular function: DNA-binding transcription factor activity; RNA polymerase II cis-regulatory region sequence-specific DNA binding; histone methyltransferase activity. The coding region runs from base 279 to 4967 and encodes 1562 amino acids. NCBI's taxonomy places the organism in Eukaryota, Metazoa, Chordata, Actinopteri, Siluriformes, Pangasiidae. Gene Ontology annotation, biological process: regulation of transcription by RNA polymerase II. The transcript has 15 exons. The record is from RefSeq and is a predicted model, not a curated record.